Platichthys flesus (European flounder) is the source of this 3222-nucleotide messenger RNA. RefSeq names its product ADP-dependent glucokinase (gene adpgk). Gene Ontology annotation, cellular component: endoplasmic reticulum. The transcript has 8 exons. Gene Ontology annotation, molecular function: ADP-specific glucokinase activity. Gene Ontology annotation, biological process: glucose metabolic process. Lineage: Eukaryota; Metazoa; Chordata; Actinopteri; Pleuronectiformes; Pleuronectidae. The record is from RefSeq and is a predicted model, not a curated record. Bases 226 to 1722 code for a protein of 498 amino acids.
CCGGUGUGGCUCUCAGCUGUGUGUGUGUGAUUUGUCUCUUCGAUGACUUGCACAGCCGGAGCUCAGUGAGACUCAGCCGCAUCAGCUCUUCUCCUCCCAGCACCGGCAGCCUCCACCAGACUAAUGCUGUGUGUGUGAAGUGUCGCGUGUUGCCGGACUCUCCUCUUCCUCCUCACGGACAAACCCGAAGCCCGCAGUCACUUUGUCGGAGUGUGUGGGAGCAUCAUGUGGAGGAAGGCUUCAGCCGCGGCCCUGCUGGCUUUAGCUGUUGGAUAUUUCUACCCAGGCAGCUCGGAGCUGCCAGAGCAGAUUCUGCAGUACAUCAACCUGCCGGUGUUUUGGUCAUCAUCUCACACUCUGAGCAGCCAGAAGAGCGGGGAGCAGGUGAUCUCUGCUGCCUGGGAGACUCUCAUUACUUUACCAACACGCCAGUGGAGCAAAGUGGCCGUAGGGGUAAAUGCUUGUGUGGAUGUGGUUGUCUCUGGAGUGGGACUCCUGCAGGCUCUGGCUGUGGACCCUGGCACCGGCCUGGAUCAUGAAGUCUUACACUCCAAAGAGGACUUGAAGGAGGCCUUCAUCCAUUACAUGGGGCGUGGAGCAGCCGCUGAGCGCUUCUUCAGCGAUAAAGAGGUCUUUCAGUGGAUCGCACGAGCAGCCGCAGAAUACCCCGGUGCAAAGCUGUAUGUGGGAGGGAAUGCCGCCCUCAUUGGUCAGAAGCUCGCCACCUACCCUGACCUGACGGUUUUGUUAUGUGGUCCAGUCGGUCCUAAACUUCAUGAGAUGCUGGAUGAGCAGAUUGUCGUCCCACCAGAAUCUCUUCAGGAGAUGGAUGAAUAUCACCUUAUUCUGGAAUAUAAAGCAGGUGAACAGUGGGGCUCAACUCGGGCGCCUCAAGCCAACCGCUUCAUCUUCUCUCAUGACGUGUCCAACGGGGAGAUGAGCUCACUGGAGACGUUUGUGGCGAGUCUGGAGGAGUUUGAGCCUGAGCUGGUGGUCCUGUCGGGGCUCCACAUGAUGGAGGGUCAGGGCAGAGAGCUUUGGGAGGAGCGGCUGAAAGAGGCUGUGUCGGCCAUAUCUGACAUCCGUAAAGAUAUUCCCAUCCACCUGGAGCUGGCAAGCAUGACCGACAAAGACUACAUGAACAGCAUCAUGCAGGAGCAGGUUAUGCCAAUUGUCAGCUCCAUCGGGCUGAACGAGCAGGAGCUGCUCUUCCUCUCUCAGGCCGGCGAGGGGCCUCAUGCAGACAUGGAGGCCUGGAAAGGCAUCCCUGAUGUGGGGCAGGUCAGCGACAUCCUCCUCUGGAUCCUGGAGCAGCACGGCCGCACCGACCAAUCGUCGGAGGCCGACCUCACUCGCAUUCACUUCCACACACUGGCUUACCACAUCCUGGUUACAGUGGAGGGGUACUGGGCGAAUGAGGCGGCAGCAGUGAUGGCUGGAGCACGAGUGGCCAGCAGUCAGGCCUGCGGGCUCCAGUCGGUUGAUAUUAGCAAAGUGGAGCUAAAAGCCCCGCUAGAGUUUCACAGCUCGCACUUUGAGCCACGAGAGAAGUUGUCCCUGAACCCAGCAGAGCCUGUUGUGGUGUGGCGGCGCGGAAACGUCACUUUCCACCUCACACCGGUACUGGUCUGCAAACAGCCGCUUCGGACAGUUGGGCUCGGGGAUGCCAUUUCAGCAGAGGGACUAGUUUACUCCGAGUUGAAAACCCAGCAGCCCUUCUGAGGUUUGCUUCAAUGUGACACUCUUCUGGAAUAUGUUGAUCAGAUGUGCUGAGAAGACCCAGUGACGUUCCCCCUGCAGCUGUAGUUGUUAGGUUGGAGUCAUGUUUCUGAACCAGUUCAAACCACUGUGUCCUGAGCCAGGUUCAGGGGCGUCCUUCCCAAUGUGCUGAAUGGCGACAAUUUAAAUCCUGCCUGAUGACUCCUCCAGUCUGCUUUAGUCUUCUCUGUCCUCCCUACUCUUACACCCACUGGCUGAUGUAGAAACUGAGGCAGAACCCAACAGAGCUGGGUCUGACUGGGCUGUGAGGUGGCCGGACUCUUUGCACAUGGCUCAGAUAAAAGCCAUCAUCACAAACUCCAAAGAGUUUUGUUGGCUCGCACCUAAUUUACAUUAACCUGCAUAUCUUCAGUACGCUGUGCCUUGGGAAAAUCUAAAGUUAUUGUUAAAAUAUUUUAUUUCUAUUUCAGAGCCAAGCUAAUUAAUUCUCCCUCCGAUACAUAUAAACACACACUUAAGUAAUAUAACUCUAAACUGAAGAGGUAUUCUUGAUGUUCUUUGUAUCUCGUCAACUUUUGGUGCAUCCACUUCAAAUUGAAACAUUCUUUCUCCCACUGGUGUCGGACUUUCCACACAAACACACACUUGUUGUUUAUGCUACUUUUCCUGAAAGGAUGAACUAAUACUAGUGAGUGAGACAGCUUUUGUGUUUUCUCAGUUUUUUGUCCAAACAUGCCAAAUUUAACGAUGCUUCAUUUUGGAUACUCCACAAAGCACAGACAACAGUUAUCAUCUCUGUUGUUUGUACAUUUCUGAUGCAGAGUUGUUAUCUUCGUUUUCAAAUAAUAUACUGAAGUGUUACACGCUUAAAUGCCAACUUUUAUGCAGUAAAGCUCCGUUUACACUCAGAUUCAGUUGGCAGUAAGUUAAGGGAGAAUAAAACUUGAAAUUGUGGUGUAGGACACAUGUUAUCAGGGUUACUGUUGUUUGUACAGAUUCUUUCUUUUCAUGUAUUGAUUUCUCACGUCUAAAAAUGUGAUAACGUAACACGAUUGGCUAGGAAAUCUCAAACGCUUCCAGUGUAAGAAACCUGAUUUGAUAUUUUAGCAUAUAAGCAUAUUUGCUGUUCGUUUUUUCUUUUUUUAUUUCCUAAAACGCCUGCAUCAUGUCAGAAGUACAGUAUGUAACUGUCAGAACAAUGUGUAUUGUAUACCUCAACUUGCCACUGAAGGCAUGCAAUAAUAAUAGUCUUAAUGCAAACGUACAACAGAGAGAUGUAUGGCAUUCAGCGGAUUCAAUUCUUUGCACUAUUACGUAGUGGUAGGUGUGCCUGCAAAGGUGAAUGUAACCAUAGCCCUCCCCCCAACACCCCAUUUUUUUUUUAGCAAGUACAAUCUAUUCAACUUAUUCACUUCAUUGUUCGUCUCAUGUUUUUAACAAUUAUAACUGUCGACAAGUGUCAUUUACUUGUAGUAGUCAUUAAAAUGUGUAUAAACAGUAGAA